CUCAUCCUCUGAUAUGCCGGGAGAGAAGGUGCCGGCCGAGACUACUACUGUUCUAGUGAAAUGGUGUGGCAAUGAUUAUCGUGUUGAGGUGCAACCUGAUGCCAAUAUUGGAGAGUUGAAGCGACGUGUUGAUCAUGAUAUGAAACUUCCUUACAAGAGACAGAGACAUAUGCUCACCGGCACAAAUGAGGAAUUGGAAGAUGAUUAUCGUGUUUCUUCGUUGACCAGCCCACCCGUGACCGAUCUCAUUGGGUUGACCAAACCAGAUCGCCUGCUCUACUCACGGUACUUUCAUUAUGACAACAAAAAUCGUAGCUGGUCUGUGAAGGGCAAUAAGAACAAGAUACAGAAAAAGAAAAACGACUACCUUUCUGAUUUUCAUGGCAUAGAUACUACCUUCAUCAGAGGAACCUACACUGUAGGGAGUUUCACCGCUGAUUGCCUUUUGAAGCGGUAUGAUGCUAAAGAAAAACUUCUUUCUUCGCUACUACUGAUGAAAACCUGGAGACAUCCAAAUGUGGUGGUAUUGCAGAACAUAUACAAGGCGCAUCUGUAUUAUCGUCUUGUAGUGUCCAGCAGCUCUUUUGAUGGUACCUUAAGUGGAUGGCUCGAGCAUGGUGAAGACAACAGGAUUUUAAAUAUGGAUGGAAAAUUCACCCCCUUUUUCAGCAGAAUCACAUUGUAAGUAUUGUUUAUGUUAAAACUUGACCUUCAAUAUUAUAAUAGGAUCUGAGUU
This is a messenger RNA of Triticum urartu, 736 nucleotides long. NCBI's taxonomy places the organism in Eukaryota, Viridiplantae, Streptophyta, Magnoliopsida, Poales, Poaceae. The record is from RefSeq and is a predicted model, not a curated record.